GCAGUCGGGCCACAGGUAGCUCUGUGUAUGGUUUGGCUUCGGUUGUUGUGUUGCGGCGUAAGAGGCUGGCGCAUCUUCAAGCAGCGGCUGUGCGCUGAGUGCAGAAUGAGCAGAUACCAGGCAACUGUGCAUAAGUUCUUUGGUGCUUAAAAGACUUCAUCUCCUUGCAUCUGUAACAUUCUUGAGAAGCAGUUUAAGAAUUAAGAAAAUGAGCUGAGAAUCAUUUUAAAGAAGUGGAUAUAAAUUAAUAGGAACGCUCUAAUGGAUGACAGGGAAUCUCCUACAAAUGACCUGCAGGUAAACGUGCAAGACCUGCUUCAUGCCAACACUCAAUGCUUGGCUUCUUCACCAGAUGAAAAUGAGAACCAGCUGAAUGGCAGCAAGCACAAGGCCCUGAAAAGCAGGGAUAAAGUAAUGGGAAUAGUGGAGCAGGACAGCAUCAAUAAUAAUGAAGGGCAGGACAGUGGUGUCUGCGCAUCCCACUGUCAAGAAGCCUUAAGUGAUCAACUGACUAGGAGUUCCGGUACAGAUGAAAUGCUCAUUCCAGAAAUCUGCUUCCCUGAAAACAAGAGUUCAAGAAAAACAAAAAGCUGCAUCAAGAAAGUGGCAAAGCAAAAGAAAAAGGAUGCUGAGGAUGGAAACAAGUCAAAUGCAAACUGCUCCCAAAAGGACCCAACACAGACUUUGCAGGCCCUCUUUUCCCUUCUUCGAGAAGAAUUUGAGGAGAUGGAUUCAAGAGUAUUGCCCCUGUGUCUCCAUCAGAUUGCUGAAACCUAUUUUCAGGAUGGAGAAUAUGAGAAGGCCAUGAAGUUCAUUCAGCUUGAACAGUUAUACCAUGAGCAACUACUUGCAAAUCUUUCUUCUAUUCAGCAGCAGUGGGAAAAAAAAUGGAAAGCAGCCGCAGCUGGUGAGUGUCGAAGUCUAAAAAAAUCUGCUAAAGAUCUGAAUAAUGAAGAAUUAGACAAACUAGCUGAACUUUGCACAUCACAUCAAGAGCCCCUUGUCUCCCGAAGCAAGUUAAUAAAUGAAGAAAAUACCUGGACGCACAAUAGUUUCAUAGGUUUAAUAGGAUCUGAAGAUUUAAAGGAAAGAGGUGCUGCUUCAUGUGAUUCAGACACUGAAACUUGGCCUGGCAUUGGACCAAGGACAGAGAAUCACCACAGAGAGAAAGAGAGAAGCAAGAGCUUCCAGCUUGAUAGCUGGCAUACACUUAGUGAGAGAGCCAGUCUUCAGAUAGCUGUGAGGAAGUACCACAUGGAGGAGGAGCCCUGCAGCGCUGAAUCAAGACUGGAGUCACCCACCCAAUCCCUAGGGGCCCUGGACACAUUUCACUCAAGCUGUUUAUCUUCUAGGGAUUCCAGUGAAGAUAAUAGUCUGCAGCUGAGAGGAGAACAGUUACCUGAGGAUGUAUCGAAAAUAGAAGCAGCUGCUGAGAAGCCUGCAGCAGAGUGCUCUAGUGAACUGAUGGUAGACACACUGGUUUUGACAGAUGCUGAUUAUAUGCUUUGUGAUCUAAUUUCCACAGAUGAAAAUGUUAAGUCUGAAAGGAACGUACUCCAUUCAAACCACUGUCAUGGUUCUAGUGUGAUUUCCAGUGGGCAGCUGGGAAGCAGCAUAUUAAACCACCAGCAGCGACAGCCUGUUUACAAAAAUGAUAGAACUGUGCCGUGCAGAACUUCAUCAGACAUUAGUGAAAAUGUGUGCUCUAGAAGUAAUAUGCCUGAACAGGCUACUGUUGGAUAUGCAAAAGUAUCUGAAGGGAUACAGGAAACGACAGAGCUGGAAGAAGAAGAUGAAAGCGAAGGAUCAGAAGAUUUCUUUGAACAGUUUUUAAAUGGCUGCAUAAAAGUCAGAGAAGAAUCCCUCAAAUACUUAGGAACUCCAGGCAGCUCCGACACUCUUUCACAUAUACCAAAUGAACAAGCACUUUAUUGUUCAUCAGAAGGUUAUUCACUGGAGGAAAGCUUUUCUUCACUUGAUGAACUAGCAAAACGGAUCAAAAUUGCAGAGACUGCCCCUGCUGAGGGGCUUGUGUCCAUAUUAAAGAAGAGAGAUGACAGUGAAGGCAAAACUCUUUCUCAAAUUCAGCAGAGACAGUCAAAAAGAAGAGUGAGAUUCCAAGAAAUGGACGACACAUUAGAUCAAGAGGAAGUUGGAGGUGGUUCCUGUAUUCUGCUGAUCUUGUUGUGCAUAGCAACUGUAUUCCUUAGUGUUGGAGGAACUGCCCUGUACUGCACAUUUGGCGAUACUGAAUCUCCAGUAUGUACUGAUUUUGCAGCCAACGUGGACUUUUACUGUACCCGGAUAAUACAGGGUAUAGAAGAACUUAAGCACUGGAUAUCUUUCUCAUAAUAUAAACAAACACGAAGACCUUGCUGACAGCUAACUGACAAUUGCUGAAGAGGAAAGAAUAAUUAACUUCAGGCUUCUUAUAACAUGGCACCUUCAGAAGCAGCACAGCUAAUAACAUAAAAGCGCCUAUGUUGUAAGUAGGAGCUACUUUGCAGUAAUCAGGAGUAUAUAAUAGGAGUUCACAUGAAAUCAUGAAGUGGCAUAAAGACUGGUAAACAGACAGUUUGAAUGUUCAUCUUUAGAGACCAUUUAAACAGCCAUCUGUCCCUCAAUCUUGGGAAAUGAAGAAGAAAGAAAAAUAAGUUAUCACUUACCAUACAGUUUCAAAUCCCCACAUGAUCAUAUGCAAUAUAUGUAAGCUUAGUACAAGACUGUUGUGGAGUUUUCAGCUGUUUGUGCAAAGAUUUUUUUCUCCAACCUUAUGCAAUAAGGCAAAGCUGUAUGGAUAUGAACCUUAUUUUUUUGUUGUUGAAGUCUUCAUGUCUGUGUUGAUUUUCACUUACCCUAGUGAGAUUUGUAAUUUGAUUGGAGUGGUGCCAUAGGAAUCAGAGCCCUCAAUCUAGAUGUUACAUUUGCCUUGCAUUUCAUUAUGUAGCAGUUGUUACGAGUGAUGCCUUCAUCACUCUAUAUACAGUCCUGACAAAUUAUGUGAUCUUUUAAUUUGUAGACUCCCUUAAAAGUUUUACAAACUAGCCAUCAUGCAGUCACAGUCAUGACUGGCUGCAGCUCCCAGUAGAGUGUGCUCCCAUUUGGCAAACCUGGUUUUCCUCAGUGUAAUUACAGAAAUAAGCCUGUCAAUGCCAAAAACACUUUUAACAAAGCUGGACUCUCAAAAUGUUUAGGUCACUAAAAGCAAAGAGGAGUAGGGGUUGAGAUACAUGACUAUGGAAUAGAUUUGUACUGGUCUAAAUUAUUGUGAGAAAGUUGGACUGAAAAAUCAGAAAUUUGAUUAAAGAUACAAACUAGUCAGUCGAAAAUCUGAGAUAUAUGGCCCCAAAUUAUUAAAUGCAGUCAGUCAUUCAAAUCCUGAUAGUUUCAGGUGGGUGAUCAUGUUGGUCUGCAAUAGAAAAGCAAGAUUCGAGUCUGCUGGCCUAUUGACCAACAAAAUUUCCAGGAUAUAAGCCAUUAUUUCCCAAUCAGGGUUCUACAUGACAUCAUCAGGGGUUCCACAAGAAAUCAUGGAAUAAAUAAUCUUAUAUUGAGUUUGGAUAAAAACUUUAUUUCGAUGUAUCAGUAAACUUAAUUUUGAUUUGAUAUAUUUGGAAAAAGUUUGGAUAAUCCAAAUAGACAGAUGUAAGCAGAUAGAAGCUUUUUACAAAUGUUCUUGACGAUAAUUUAGCAGUAAUAGAAUUGUGCUCCCCACCAUCAACUUUUUCUGGUCUAUGUUUUCAUAGGUAGGAGUUUCUCAGAAUUUGAAAAAUUAAUGUAGGGGAUUCCUCCAUGAAAAAAAGGUUGGAACAUGGGAAGCAUUGGUAUAAGCUCCCUAGCAAUUUGAGAGUCAAACACUGAGAGUCAAAUGGAGCUUUGACUAUUGAAAACGUAUACCCUGGAAAUCUUGUUGGUUUUUAAGGUGCUACUAGACUUGAACCUUGCUCAUUCAAAUCCUGGCUUGCCUUGACAAAUGCUGGUUUCAUUGCCUUCACUUUUUCCUUCCCUGCAGACACCCAACUGGUAUCUUGGUCUGCAUUGGAGUAAGGGUGGCUCUAAGGAACAAGCCAGGAUGUCUUGCUAUGUUGUUGGCUAAUGUGUGAUUGUAACAAAUAAAAUCAGUUAAGCCAGGAUGUCAACAUUUAUGCAUCAAGCAAAACCAUUUAGUUAAUCAAGAAACAUCAAACCAUAGUUUCAGAUCAUGGUGUGAUAUUCCCAACUAAUCAUAGUUAGUGGAAUGACUUGGGUUUAGAACAAUCUUGCUAACCAUUGUUAACUAAACCACAAUGAACUAAAACACAUGUUUAUGUCUUGUCCUCCAACUGUAGAUUGUUUUCCACCUGGGUCUUGCUUCCAGUUGUUUAGGCUAAAAUCAUUAAAACUUUUAAAACAUAUUAAAUAGUUGGUGUAAAAACAAGGGCAACAUACAAAUUCAUAAGGGAUGAAUAGCUACUGAAAAUGACAUAUAUAUCAUAUUCAUUUCCUUAAAUCUUUAGAGCACUGGUUUUUAAACUUUUUCACCUUCAGGGAACACUUUUAACAUUGACUUUUCUAUUGUGUUAGGUGGAAAGCCUGAGCAUAUUCUAGGCACACACAGUAGACACAGUUUAGUACAGGGGCCUCACCCUAUGUGGACUGUUGUGCAUACCCACCAUUCUUCUGCAUAUGCAGUGGAGAAAGCCAGUAGGUAUGAACAAGCUGUCUUUUGAGAUUGCUGAUCUUCUCAGUGAGGGAACCCCAGGGUUCCCUGAAACACUGUUUAAAAACACUGCUUUAGGAAAUGAAGAGCAGACAAUAGAAUGCUCCACUAUUUCCCUGUAUGCUCGACUUCUUCAACCAGUGAAGAAGCCAUGUUGAAUUCCUUAUGUCUAAACUAUUCCUGAAAAUUGCCUUUCUGAUCUUUGCUUAGUUUAAAAAGUGGUUUGCCAUGUUCUUUGGGAAACACAAACCCAGUGAUCUGCUAUAUGCCCACAACUAAUUGCACAUUUGUUUGGAUACUGGCCAGUAUAUUUAUGUUCCGUGAGGGAAGGUUCAGGUUAUAUAUAGUAGGAAACUUUUGAGAGUGAAAAAUCCUACUGGGUGAGUGCAAUGAUUUGGGUGCAUCUGAAAUAGCUCUUAAAGCUUUGACCACUAAAUCUGUGCUAUUCUUACUGGAUAUUUUUCUUCUGAAUUUUGCUGGCAUCCUUUUAAAUGGCUGAAAAUAGUUAUCAAGUCCAAUCUUUCUCACCAAUAUUAAAUAUAUUCAGUUUCCCAAGUCUGGCCUCAUUACUUUUGCUUUGAGGUCACUUAUAAUCCUGGUAAUGCUUCUCUUGAAAUCUUCAGUAAUUACCCUUCUAAAAAAAGGACAUCCAAAGCAUAAUGGCAUAUACCAAAUAUGGCAUUUGCAACAAAUUGUGCUGAAGUCCUGGGAUUAAAAGCUUCUCUGGAUGCCACUGAAGCCACCCUUCAAGCCUCUGCCUUUCCUGCUUUCUAGAUUCAUUUUAAUAAUGCAGAUGUCUACCAGUUUAUCCUGUUUUUCUCGUGUCUCAUAUUAGUUUUUGUUGAAUUUGAUAUCAAUAUCAGACCAGCUCCUUUUUUAUUAAACCAUGAGUUUUAGCCUAUAUAGCAGUGGCUAUCCCUUCCUAGUUUCUCUGUUAAGCUCAAAAUAUGGUAAAUCAAAACUAUGACAAACUCUUUUUUAAAAAAAAAAAACCUAGACCCCUUGAUAAUCCUGCUGGAAAACUUAUUUCCUAUUUCCUGUUAAAUAAAUGUUAAUUCUGGUUCCUUCUAGUCGGCACCUCAAGCAUUCCAAGGGGAGUGGCAUCUAGGACUAGGAGAGAGCUUAAUAAAAUAGGUGUGGAUUCCAUUUCAUGCACCCUCUCUGCCAAACUUCGUGUGCUUUCUUAGUGCAAUAUGCUCUCUAUGCAUCAGUUUUAAAAUCUAACAAUGAUUUAAUUAUUACACAAGGGUUUUCCCUAAUUCCUCUACUUCACAUAAUAAUAGGGUUGUCAGUCCCCCGCUGGGGCCAGGGGAUCCCCCUGCUUACCUGGCUAGUGGGAGGGAACGUGCUUCUGGGGCAUGUUCCUGAGCAGCGUGGCACACUCUCGCACACUGCAGUAACUGGAUUUGGGCCCAAUUUGGCCCAAAUCAGGCCACUGCACUCCCAUGCUCCAUAGCGGAUGCAUUUGGGCUGAUUUGGGCCUGAUUCGGCUCCCUGCAGAGCACAGGAGCACUCCUAGGGCAGCAUAUAACUCGCAUGAUGACAUUACUUCCUGGAAGUAAUGUCAUCGUGCAGGCCAGGAGCAUGCACUAGCAGGAGAAGGUGAAAAGUAGGUGCUGGGCCUCCGAUCUCCCGCCUAAGGGGUCAGGGGACCUAGCAACCCUAUAUAAUAAUGAAACCAUAGGAAUGCAGAGCUGGAACAUGACUAUACCUUUAAGGGGGAAAACGAUGUCAUGUUCCAUAAAAUGUUGGUUGACAUUGAAAUUAAGGGCUUCAGAAAGCAACACUCAGGGCCCCAGUGUACUCCUCUGAAGGUGUUACAUUUGCACUAGUGCUAUAUGUUGCAGUGUGUACCAUACUUAAGCCUUUGCUAUGCAAAAGACCAGAAAUAACUAGCAAAUUAAGUUAGAUAGCAAAGGUGGUAUUCAGAAUUUGAACAUUGUAAGUCCGUGUUUUUGGCAUUUGCAAGAAUAUUGAUCUUCCUUUGAUUUUGUACAAAAUCAAUUUCUCUUUAUUUAGUGUUUGCAAGUAACUACACCAUUAACCCUUUGCUAAAUAUCUAGCUUGGACCAGGAAACAUUUUUCUCCCUGUUUCUGUAUGAUGUUAUGAAGAGAAAGGACAGCAUGUAGCACAACUAUGUUCUCCUUAUUCAAUUUCUCCUAACAUACUUAGUAUACUUGAUGAUUCUCUUUGAUUUAAUCUUCUCUUUCUGUUUCUAGCCCCACUUCUCCCAAUCAAAGCUGAGACCUGAAAAUGUUUUACUUAAGUUUUGACCUCUUUAAGCCUAAGGCUAGACACCGCAUGCAACACUCUCAUUGGAUUUAUGUCAGUGUUUCCAUUCAUAUCCUAAAGUAAAACCACCACCACCCUCAGCUGCCCUUUCUGGCCUCAGUGUUUCAGACUGUUUAAAGUUCCCCAGGGCAUCAAAAGUAGUUUUAAUAGAGCGGGUCUGUUUUUGAAGUGAAAGUCUCAAAAGCCUGCCUAUGCUGAAACUUUCUGCAUAUGGCUUUUGGUUCCAGGCGUAGGGAUUUAUGUGCUGUCAGAGCAAAUAUUACAAUGGGGUAGUUAAUUGGCAGUUUUUUCUAAUGUUUCACUUAUUCUGUAUCUAAACAUAUUUUUCCAUGUGCACUCCAAAGGCUUUUGUGUUGCACUAUAGCAAUGCCUGAACUCUCCUAAAGGAGGGGAGGAGAUAAGUGUUGAAAUGUAACUGGCUGGUUCAGUACAUCAUACCUGUCUGCCUUUAUUUAAUUUGCUUGUCUUGUAAAUCAAGAGGAUUUUAUUCUUUUAUUUUGUAAUUUUCUGAUGGAGUGUUGAUAAGCAUGCAUUCUGUUGCUAUAAUGCAUUUAUCUCUAUAGUUGCUGUUUGGGGGAUUUUGUAAUUUUCCAUUUGGUGUUCUGUUGAAUAUUAAUAUUUAAAGAAACAAUGGACUUCACCUCUAUUUUAAAAGUUUGUGCACCUAAUCACCAAAAAUAUUGAGAGUUAUGACUUGAAAAUACUUAUUUUAAAAGUAUGCUAUGUACAGAUAUCAAGAUUUCUUAUACUUAAUUUCAUUUUACAUGUGAUUUUAAGGAGAAUUUUAUUGCAUAUUUAAAGAAAUACAACACAGUUUUUAAAAUCUUAUUUUGCACUAGGGUUGCCAGAUACCCCUUUUCUUGAGAGAGUCGCUUUAUUCCAGAUCAUGCUAAUUCUAUAGAGCAUGACGGUUCUUCCUUAUUUCAAAACACCCCUGCUCCAUCAAACUCUAAACAACAGGCACCACAACAAUGUGCUCCUUUAUUUUUGAAUUUUUGAUAUGGCAAUCCUACCCUAACAUCACCUUAAUUAAGGAUACCUUUGCUGUAACAGAAUCUGUAUAAUAGCUCCCAUAUUGCCCAUUGCUAAGGCACAGGGCAGAGAUAAAGAGACAUGUUCAGAGUUGGUGCAAUUCCAGAGCAGUCUUAAGGCUGAUCUGUUUUAUUAGCGCUAUACAAAAGCAGUUUAGAAUUUUUGGCCAUGUUUGCAUGUACUGCUUCAUCUCUCUGCUGAUCAUGUGAUCCUAAAGUGUAGCUAGAUAUCCUAGUUGUUCAGAUAUAACAAAUUAAAAUGAUGGUACUACUUCUUAUUUGACAUGGUAGUUCACAUACUUUGUGGUAGUUUUUCAAGGUGGUUGAGUCUAUAACAACAUUUGCUCUACUUAACUUUUAGAAUGGCACCUAUCUGUUCAUGGGCCCUGAUUCUGCAAACCGUCUUUAUACAAGUCCAAUUGACAUGUGCAUGUGUAAAACUGCAGGGUACGGUCCUGAAAGCAGAACCCAAGUCACAGAAGAAUAAAUCGUGUUCUAUUUUUCUAUUUGAAAAUGCUGUAUACAUUAUCACUAGAAGCAAAUUACUGUAAAACUGAAAAAAACCCUAGGAAAAAACAUGUUCAUUUUUGCUUUCUCAUUAUUCAUGUGUGCAGAAUUCCUUUGGCUGUAGUAACCCAUUUCACAUAGCUGUUUCCUCCUGGUUAUGUGUGACUGAGUGUUAUAUAAAAAGUACAUGGGAGAGAAGCAAAAGCUAGUACAAUACAUUUACAUUGGCCCAAAUUAUACUGUCGUCACGUGGUAUAUUCAAAUCUUUUAUAAAUAAUUGGCUUGAUAUUAAACUAGAUCUAUUUAAAAGAAAAACAAAAAAUGUUGAUUCUACUUAUAAGAUGCAUUCCUCCAAUUACUGCCUCCCAGCUGUCUGAUGUUUCAAAAUAUAUUGAUGUGAAUGUGUUUGUGCCUAGGCUGAUGUGCAAUCAGUUAUUGCCAGUAUUGCAAAUGGCUUGUUGGUUAAGCUUUUUGAACUGAAGAGAAUCCUAAAGCCAACUUAGAUACAAAGUUUAAGGUUGUCACGUCCCCUUACCCUCCCAGCAGCAGGGGGGACCCAUCACUCACCUUUAUUUUCUUCUUUUCCUCAAAUGGAGCCCAUGCAAAGAGCAGGAACAUUCCUGGCGCAGUGCAAUGACGUCACUCCUGAGAGUGACGUUCUUGGCUACCCUGGGAAUGCGCCCUGAAGGUCUGUUCCCUUGCCUUCCUCCCUGGCCAAGUGAGUGGGGGGGGGAGUUCCCCCACCUUCACUGGGGGAACAGCAACCCUACCUGUUUCCUUGUCUUUCCCCCCUGCUGGCAAGUGAGUGGUGGUGGGGAGCAGAGGGUGAAAGUGAGGGAUCCCUCACCCCCACUAGGGGAAUGGAAACUAACAAAGUUGGAUAUUCUAAGUGAAACUAGAUCAUACUCUUAUUAAACUUCUAAUAAAAGGGCUGUUAUACUCAUCUAAUUAAGAAAUUAUUGUAAUUUAGUUCCAUUAUAGUUUAAGAGCAAGCCAAUUCAAAGUCAUUGAUACUUGUGAUAAAUUUUACCCUUUGUUAACAAGAAGAAAAAAAUACUAUUUGAAGCCAUCAAACCAGGCUUGUGAUUUCUAAUCAUAGCAAACAAAAUAAAGUAUCUCUGAGAAGA
Molecule: messenger RNA, 9657 nt
Organism: Eublepharis macularius
Lineage: Eukaryota; Metazoa; Chordata; Lepidosauria; Squamata; Eublepharidae
Gene: CNST
Product: consortin, connexin sorting protein
Exons: 12
Coding region: 262-2352 (696 amino acids)
Biological process (GO): positive regulation of Golgi to plasma membrane protein transport
Cellular component (GO): trans-Golgi network; transport vesicle; plasma membrane
Molecular function (GO): connexin binding
Source: RefSeq, a predicted model, not a curated record